AUGAAGGAAGGAGGUACGCCUCGGGGCCCUAAUUCACCCCAGGCUGUUCGCUACUUCUCACCACCCAACACAGAUGUAAUGAGGUUAAGUGGUGUCCGUAUAAAAGAACUCCUUUCCUACAUCUGCCUGCAGGGUGUCCUGCUGUUAGGUGUUGAGUCCUUGGGGCGUCUCUUUGUCUUGCUGGACCCGCUGUGGAUCUGGGUCAGGUUCAGCCAGCUCUUUAAUGACUCUGUCCAUUCCCACAACCAGGGAGGGCCCAGCACCCUGCACAAACUGCAUGACAAGCUGGGGAGUUGGCCAAGGGAACUGCCUGUAAAACCAGGGUUUGCCUGCGUGAGUGCCCACAAAUAUGACAUGUACACGCAUGUGCCUUGGAACUGGGAAGCUUUGGGGUGCACGGGCCCCUCUCUGCUCCUGACAGUUUCCCCCUUGUCCCUCCCCAGCUGCCGGAGGGGGAGUCUCUUCCUCCUCAGGGCUGAGCCUUGGGAAGACCACAACUGUGAGUACAAAGAUGUGAGUGUUGUGUGCUCAGACUCAGGCAUUUCAGAAGUGGCUCAGCUCCGACUGGUGAACGGUCCGAGUAGAUGCGCUGGGAGAGUCGAGAUGCUUCACAACCAGCAGUGGGGAACCGUGUGUGAUGACAGCUGGGACAUAACUAAUGCUGGAGUCGUGUGCGGGCAGCGGGGCUGUGGAACAGCGUUAUCAGCCUCAGGCAGGGCUCGAUUUGGGCAAGGAUCAGACCGUAUCUGGCUGGAUGACGUUCACUGCACAGGGACAGAAGCUGCCCUCUCCGAAUGCAGGGCUAGGCCUUUGGGAGACAGUAACUGUAACCACAGAGAAGAUGCCGGUGUUGUGUGCUCAGACUCUGGCAUCUCAGAACUGGCUCAGGUCCAACUGGUGAAUGGUUCGAGUCGCUGCGCUGGGAGAGUGGAGGUGUUUCAUAACAAGAAGUGGGGAACCGUGUGUGAUGGCAGCUGGGACUUACAGGAUGCUGGAGUUGUGUGCAGGCAGUUGGGCUGUGGAAUGGUGCUAUCAGCCCCCGCCAGGGCUCACUUUGGGCAAGGAUCUGACCAUAUAUGGCUGGAUAAUGUCACCUGCACAGGGACAGAAGUUGCCCUCUCUGAUUGCAGGGCUCGGCCUUGGGGAGACAGUAACUGUACCCACGGGGAAGGUGCUGGUGUCGAGUGCUCAGACUUAGGCAUUUCAGAAGUGGCUCAGCUCCGACUGGUGAACAGCCCCAGUCGCUGCGCUGGGAGGGUCGAGGUGUUUCACAACCAGCAGUGGGGAACUGUGUGUGAUGACAGCUGGCACGUAACUGAUGCUGGAGUCGUGUGCAGGCAGCUGGGCUGUGGUACGGCGUUAUCAGCCCCAGGAAGAGCUCAAUUUGGGCGAGGAUCAGACCGUAUCUGGCUGGAUGAUGUUCACUGCACAGGGACAGAAGCUGCCCUCUCCGAUUGCAGGUCUCGGCCUUUGGGAGACAAUAACUGUAAUCACGGAGAAGAUGCCGGUGUUGUGUGCUCAGACUCUGGCAUCUCAGGAGAGGCUCAGCUCCGACUGGUAAACGGUCCGAGUAGAUGCGCUGGGAGAGUUGAGAUGCUUCACAACCAGCAGUGGGGAACUGUGUGUGAUGACUGCUGGGACAUGACUGAUGCUGGAGUCGUGUUCAGGCAGCUGGGCUGUGGUACGGCGUUAUCAGCCCCAGGCAGGGCUCGAUUUGGGUGAGGAUCAGACCGUAUCUGGCUGGAUGACGUUCACUGCACAGGGACAGAAGCUUCCCUCACCGAAUGCAGGGCUCGGCCUUUGGGAAACAAUAACUGUAACCACGGAGAAGAUGCCGGUGUUGUGUGCUCAGACUCAGCCAUUCCAGAGCAGACUCUGCUCCGACUGGUGAAUGGUCCAAGUAACUGCUCUGGGAGAGUCGAGAUGUUUCAUAACCAGCUGUGGGGAAACGUGUGUGAUGACAACUGGGACAUAACUGAUGCUGGAAUCGUGUUUCCACAGCUGGGCUGUGGAAUGGCGUUAUCAGCCCCUGGAAGAGCUCAGUAUGGGCGAGGCUCUGACCUUAUGUGGCUGGAUGACAUUCACUGCACAGGGACAGAAGCUGCCCUCUCCAAUUGCAGGGCUCGGCCUUUGGGAGACAAUAACUGUCACCACGGAGAAGAUGCCGGUGCUGUGUGCUCAGGCUCAGGCAUUUCAGAAGUGGCUCCGCUCCGACUGGUGGAUGGCCCGAGUCGCUGCGCUGGAAGAGUUGAGGUGCUUCAUAACUAGCAGUGGGGAACCGUGUGUGAUGACAGCUGGGGCUUGUCUGAGGCUGAAGUCUUGUGCAGGCAGCUGGGCUGUGGGACAGCAUUAUCAGUGCCACUUGGGGCUCACUUUGGGCAAGGAUCUGACCGUUUGUGGCUGGAUGAGGUUAACUGCACAGGGGCAGAAGCUGCCCUCACUGAAUGCACGGCUAAGCCUUGAGAGCAUAGCUGUAACCGUGGAGAAGAUGCCGGUGUUGUGUGCUCAGGUAACCCCCAGGGCGGGAGGAGCCUGUGCUGCUGGAAGUGGGGUGGGGGCUCUGCAGAGGGUCCUAACCCCUGAGAAUCAGCCUAGGUGUGGUGGUGUAUGUGUGCGUCUCUGUACCUGUUUGUGGCAGUGUUUGUGCAGGUGUGUGUGAAGGGGUGUGCAUGGGAGUCUAUGAAUAUCUGCAUACAUGUGCAGCAGUGCAUGUGUGCAUGUGGCAGUGUGUGUGUGUGUGUGUGUGUGUUUGAGGCAGUGUGGGUGUGCAUAGGGACAUAUGGGGGUUAUGCAUGGGAUUGCGUGUGUGGGGGUGCAGUGUGUGUGUGUGUAUUUGUGAGUGCAUGCGUGCACACGGGUGGGGUGAUAUAGAAAUGGCUCCUCUCUGCUCUGUGCAGACACGCACACCCCAUCCGCGUGCGGUGCCGGGUAUCCAGGCACGUGGCGGCAGGGAACAGCCUCUCGUGCCCUGUGCUUUGUGUUUCAGAUCAGGGCCAGCUGAGGCUGCGGCUGACAAGUGGUCCAAGCU
This is a messenger RNA of Dermochelys coriacea (leatherback sea turtle), 3028 nucleotides long. It is a transcript of the gene SSC5D, whose product is annotated as scavenger receptor cysteine rich family member with 5 domains. The record is from RefSeq and is a predicted model, not a curated record. Gene Ontology annotation, cellular component: membrane. Lineage: Eukaryota; Metazoa; Chordata; Testudines; Dermochelyidae.